GUGAGAGAUCCCAGCAGGAUAAACUGGUGCUGCUUUCUUGCCUCAUAGCACAAGGCAGUGACACCAUGGGGCAGCUUAUCACCCACCUCCUGGGUUUUUGCUGGCUCAUCUACUCCAUGGGGACUCAACAGUUCUCCAGUGCUAAUAUUGGCAAUUGCCCCCGGAACCCAUCGCCCUGCGGCAAGGACUCCACCUGCAACAACACGCUGGGAAAUUACACCUGCAUGUGCCGGUCAGGCUACUUCCUCUGCAGCCAGCCUGACGUCCCAUUGCACUGCGUAGAUAUUGAUGAAUGUUCCCAAGACCCAUCUCCCUGCGGCCCCAACUCCAACUGCACCAACACGCUGGGCAAUUACACCUGCAGGUGCUGGGAUGGCUACAACCAGUCUGGCACCCUAUUCAACUGCACAGAUAUUGACGAAUGUUCCCAAAACUCAUCGCUCUGCGGCCCCAACUCGAUCUGCAACAACACGCUAGGCAGUUACACCUGUCGGUGUCAGGAUGGCUACAGUCAGUCUGGAACCCCAUUCAGCUGUACAGAUAUUGAUGAAUGUUCCCGAGUCCCAUCGCCCUGCGGCCCCAACUCCAUCUGCAACAACACAGCGGGCAAUUACACCUGCAGCUGCCGGGAUGGCUACAACCAGUCUGGUACUCUAUUCAACUGCACAGGUGGAGCUGACAUGGUGUGA
Molecule: messenger RNA, 689 nt
Organism: Pelodiscus sinensis (Chinese soft-shelled turtle)
Lineage: Eukaryota; Metazoa; Chordata; Testudines; Trionychidae
Source: RefSeq, a predicted model, not a curated record